Messenger RNA from Chaetomium globosum CBS 148.51, 426 nucleotides. RefSeq lists its product as uncharacterized. Gene Ontology annotation, cellular component: intracellular membrane-bounded organelle. Gene Ontology annotation, molecular function: peptidyl-prolyl cis-trans isomerase activity. The coding region runs from base 1 to 426 and encodes 141 amino acids. Gene Ontology annotation, biological process: protein peptidyl-prolyl isomerization; protein folding. NCBI's taxonomy places the organism in Eukaryota, Fungi, Ascomycota, Sordariomycetes, Sordariales, Chaetomiaceae. The transcript has 5 exons. The record is from RefSeq and is a predicted model, not a curated record.
AUGCCGCCUACUGAGCUUCCCGAGUCGGGUAACCCGCUCGUUUUCUUCGACAUUACGAUCGGUGGCGAGCCUCUUGGCCGUAUUACCUUUGAGCUUUUCAAGGAUGUCGUGCCCAAGACGGCUGAGAACUUCCGCCAGUUCUGCACGGGCGAGAGCAAGAGCAACGUCGGCCGUCCCCAGGGCUACAAGGGCUCCAAGUUCCAUCGCAUUAUCCCCAAAUUCAUGUGCCAGGGCGGUGACUUCCUCAACGGCGAUGGCACCGGGUCGACCUGCAUCUACGGCACCAAGGCGUUCGCCGACGAGAACUUCAACCUGAAGCACGAGGAGCCCGGUCUGCUGUCCAUGGCCAAAGGGUGGGCCUUCUUUGUCCCGACGGUGGCCAACCCCUACUCGGAAGGGAAGCAACCUUUAGUUUCGUCUAUUUAA